Gregarina niphandrodes is the source of this 396-nucleotide messenger RNA. RefSeq lists its product as hypothetical. Lineage: Eukaryota; Apicomplexa; Conoidasida; Eugregarinorida; Gregarinidae. The record is from RefSeq and is a predicted model, not a curated record. Bases 1 to 396 code for a protein of 131 amino acids. The transcript has 3 exons.
AUGGAAGCGCAGAAUCAUUCACAUUCACAGCUGACAAGGAUACUACUGGAGAUUGCAGGUAACACAACUCAAUCGUCAGCAUAUCAACAGAUCGAACAACUUACAAAGAAAUUAGACGUAGCUAGAGCAAAUAUACGAACGUUAGAAUCCGAAAAGAGAUCGUUAGAAGACAAGUUAACUUCUUGUCAACAGCAAUUACGUAAGUCUCAUAAGGCGUUAGAAUUCCAGGCAAGACGAGUACUCCAAGCGAAGACAUUCAAGAAGCCACCAAGACUGGCGCCACCUGAAAUAUAUGGUCAGCAUCCCGCUGCUUAUAUGGGCAAGAAAUCAGGAUUGGUAACCGUCCAUGAUCCAGUUGUUGCACCGGACAAGAACGUGAUCACUAAAACCCCGUAA